Molecule: messenger RNA, 653 nt
Organism: Dentiscutata erythropus
Lineage: Eukaryota; Fungi; Glomeromycota; Glomeromycetes; Diversisporales; Gigasporaceae
Source: the annotation of a GenBank genome assembly
AUGACAGCUCCUCAAUGAAGCGCGACGGUCGUUGGGAUUCCCAGAAAAAACUCAUCGAUCAAAUCAUUGAUAUCACCACAAAGAUCCUCCCCGAAGGCCAAGGUGUUGCACUGCGCUUCAUCAAUCAAGACGUGGACAAUAACUCAAACCUGACCCUCGCGGAGAUCAGGAACAUCCUCGAGCCAAUGUCAUAUAAGGAAGGUGGCAACACUGAGAUUGGCACGUACCUGAAAUCUAAGAUCCUCGAGCCACUGGUCUAUAGUAAGCUUGAAUCGAAGAGCCUCGAAAGGCCGCUUCUUAUCUCUGUCAUCACCAACGGCAUGCCUGAAGAGGAAAAGUCCUCCGAGUUUGUGGAUGCGAUUUUGGAGUGUGGUAAUAAGCUGGAAGACACCAGGUGUGAAGUUCAUAGUUGGCCAGAUCGGGACGGAAAAGGCCGCAGCAAAGUUUCUGGAAAGCAUAAGAAACAACACGAAGAUUGCCGAAUUGAUCAGCUGGAUGCAAAUUGGUUAAGACUUUAUACUGGACAAUCAAGAAUUCUGAAGACGAAAAAGACCACGAAAGCGAUGGCGACGACAAGGAUGACUGAGCAGCAAAACAACGCCUUCAUGGGUGUGCAGGGUAAGGAGCGCAAGGGCUGCUCGCCACUCGCGUGA